Molecule: messenger RNA, 4703 nt
Organism: Dreissena polymorpha
Lineage: Eukaryota; Metazoa; Mollusca; Bivalvia; Myida; Dreissenidae
Product: PH domain-containing protein DDB_G0274775-like
Exons: 3
Coding region: 136-552 (138 amino acids)
Biological process (GO): receptor recycling; retrograde transport, endosome to Golgi; endosome organization
Cellular component (GO): early endosome; recycling endosome; trans-Golgi network
Source: RefSeq, a predicted model, not a curated record
GUUACGACAAACAAUUAUCACUUUACGGUAAAUUGAAUGACAAUUUCCAAAAUAAAUCGCAAAUUUUACAAUAUUUCGAAAUGCUGCCAAUUACACUCGAUUAAGAGGCAGAGCUGAUCUAGUGAUCAAGUUAUUAUGGCUUCCUCUGAAGGAUCAGACAGUCGCACAAACAGUCUCACUAACCGAUCUUCAUCUAGUGCUCCUACAGAUGAUGAUAUCAGGCCGCAAGAGCUCAAGGGAUGGCUGAUGAAGAGGACCAAGAUUUCAAGAAAGUGGAAGAAACAAUGGUUCUUAUUGAAAAGCACAAUUCUUCUGUAUGGAAAUUCUCCUGAGGAUGCUUGCAAGCAGAUUCCCCUUACAAACUCUGAAAUUUCUGAGAGCAUGGUGGAUAAAAAGCUGCACGCGUUCUCAAUCAAGUCGAAGGAAAAUGGGCGCACAUUUUACAUCCAGGCAGACUCAGACACUUCUCAAAACGAGUGGAUGCAAGCUAUUUGCUUUGCUAAGGCAGCUGGGCAGACGGGUGAAAAUUCUGCGGCAUGUGUGGUACAGUGACAAGAUAUGGAGCUUUAAGACCACAUGUGUGGGUCUCAUACAUUUGGUGUCUUUAUACGUGUGGCUGAAAAUGAAAUAUUGUUUGUCUCACAUUGUGCAACCAAAGCGGAGAAAUAACCCCAAUCGAAAACAAUGUAUGCGCCAUGAUGAAAAUAUUUUAUUUUACACUUGGGUUUGGAAAACUCAAAAAUUAUGUCUAAUACAGUAUAAUUUGCCAUGUUUGAAUAUAUAAUUUUAGGGAAAGGACCAAAUAAAUUUUAGCUACAACAUAAGUUAACAAAGUGUGUGAACACAACAGCCUUGUUCAAAAAGAAGUUAAACAGCAAAAUUACAAUUGUGUGAGGUACAUUUACUGUCCCACCCUUGAUAAUAAGCAUGGGGUAUAGUGCAGGAAACAAACAAUAUUUAGUGUGUGACUAUUUAUAUAGGUUAUAGUCUAAAAUGAAUGUAGUUGUAAAGUAAUUGUUUUACAACAUUUACAUAUCCUUACUUAGAGCUUUAAUCUGAAUAUUAUGUUUUUAUUGUCACUAUCUAUACAAGCUGUGAUAAAUAUUUUUGGGAACAGAAUAUGUAUGGAUGAUUUCAAAAUGUUCAUUUGAAACCUUACACUCUGUCCGAUGUUUUAUACAUAAUGCCUCAUUGUUCUUACCAGAACUAGUUGAUGUUUUGAAAAUAGAUGUAUUCUAGAGUCUGAUACAAACUUCUAAGAAAUUGUUUUUUAUCCAUAUAUUCUGAAUCAUUGUGCACCAUAAUUGCAUAUGGUUUAAGUUAAAUGUAUAGACUGAAAGACACAAAAGUUGUUUAUAAAUGUUUCAUUUAUGCUUUUUGUAACUGUUCUAGAUAAUAAUAUUAUUUGUGUUACAUAAUAAUAUUUGCACAUAAUUAUAUUUUUACAGUCAUUUUACCCUAUUUUUAUCAAAACGUUUUGCCUUACAACAACUAUUAGGGGCCUUUUAACAGAUUUUCACGUAUUGAAGUUUGUCAUUAAAUGCUUUUUAUUGAUAAAUGAAAACAUUUGAUCUAAAAAGCUCUAGUAAAAAACAAGAAUAAAAUUAAAGGAAGAAAAAAAAGUAACCCUCAACUGGGCUUGAACAACUGACCCCUGGAGUAAAAGUCUAUCACCAAGACCACUGGACCAUCCGUGCUCAUGUACUAUGACUGUUGUAUUUUAUACUUAAUAAAAGCAAUCCUCGUAGUGUCACAUAAUUUAACAAAAACAAAAUUCUCCAAAUUAUUCAAUCGUUUCGCGUUGCAACCCUUUUAUAAUUAUCAGGUUUUUAAAUCGUCAAAAGAUGCAUAUAACGGAUAUUUUAGAGCAUGGUAAAUGCUCAGUAAUACUGUUUCCUUAUAAAUAUAAUAACAACAACAAAAAUAUGGGAAUCUGAAACAUUUUUUUUCUUUGUUGAUUUACCAAAACGUGAAAAGUUUCAACUUAAAAUAGUAAAAUUUACAUAACGAGCAAUGUCUAUUGUUCAGGUAGUGGUUAGAUAGACAUGUUUAACUGAGGGUAUAAAAAUAAAAAAUAAAAAUUAGUACAUGCUUAAGAAUUGCCAUUGUGAGAAAUAUAUUUAUUAUUACAAAACACUUUUUUUUAGAUUUUAUUAUGUGUAUGCCUAGUCAAGAUUGUUAUUAGAGUGUUGUCUGUUUUGUGUUUUAAUGUUUUUUAAUUAACCAUGUGACGUAUCACAUUCCUUUUUUAUAAUUUAACAUUUGCCUAAAAAUAACUUUGUUUUCAAUCUUAUCAUUUAACGAUACAAUAUCCUUUUUUUAUAGGAAAUGAUUUUAUCUCCGUCUCCAACAAAUAAAUAUUUAUUGUCCCCUAUCGGUUUCAAUGGAGGGGACUUAGGGUUUGCGCUCUGUGCGUCUGUCUGUCUGUCUGUCUGUCACACUUUUCUGGAUCCUGCGAUAACUUUAAAAGUUCUUCAAAUUUUUUCAUAAAACUUCAAACAUGGAUAGAUGGCAAUAUGGACAUUAUGCACGUCAUUUCAUUUUGUUCCUACAUCAAAAAUUCUGGUUGCUAUGGCAACCCCCCCAAAAAAAGUUCUGACAAUGGUGGAGCUGGUAGGGGACAUAUAUUGCUUGGCAAUAGUCUUGAUUAUGACGUUAUGUGUUUAAUAAUAUGUAGGUAAAAAAAUGUAUCACCGUGGUUUUGCACGUAUUGAAGCGGUUCUAUAUUUACAUCAUCAGAGACUCCGGUUGGCCUUAUGUGCAUUUACUUACAAAACAUUUCUUUUUUUAUUUAAAUGUAUUCUUUGUUAAGAAUUUAGGUUAAAAAAGGUGUGGUUUAAGUUUCAUGGUAUUGUGUUUAUUUUAAUAAUGAAUGAUUAUAUAGCAAUUGUUGACGUUUCCCAAUUUCCACAUAAGUACCCUUGCAAAAAUGGCUCAUUAGUUCUUAAGCUGUUCAUAAACUAGUUUUUGAGUUAUGAACUGCAACAAUGGUUAAUGAACUUCUUGUUGCAAAUAAUGAAUUCAUUAUGAGGGUAUAGUUAAUAAACUAAAAAAGAUCAUGAACUGUGUUGUUCAUGAACUUUACCAUAAUCAUCAUCAUUAAUGUCGUCGUCAUCAUUAUCAUCAUCAUCGUCGUCGUCAUCAUCAUCAUGAUCAUCAUUAUCAGCAGCAGCAGCAUCAGCAUCAUCACAAUUAUCAUCAUCACCACCACCAUCAUCAUCAUUAUCAUUACCACUUUUGUUAUAAUUAAUAUUCAUUCCCUGUGCCCCAGUGUCUUAUCUCCUUUACCAUGCUCAUGAUCAUUAUCAUGAUCAUCGAAGCUAUUAUCAUGAUCUGAGCCUUAUCGUCUUCCUCAUCUUUUUCAUCAUCACAAUCAUCAUUAUCAUCAUAAUCACCAUCAACAACAGCUUAAGCAGGAGCAUGAUCAUAGUCAACUUUUCAUUAGGUUGAGGUGGUUGGGGGAAGAUCUUGCGCAAACACACCCAUUCUUGUGGAGAAAGUAGUGAUUAUACAUUGUAUAAUUCACAGGAUGAUGCAUAUUUGAAAUGUUGGAUGUUGUAAAAUGUUUUACAUUCUUUUACAUUCCAAUUUUUGUUUACUAAUAUGCUUUUACUUACUUUCAUGCAUUUGUUGUUGUUGUUGUUUCCUCUUUUGCUGUCAAAAUCACUUUGAAUCAUGAUUUUGAUGUCGUCUGGUUUUAAAAUUGUUGAAUGCCUGUUCUUAUAUUAUUCAGAGAUGUAUAUGAUGGUAUAUGUGACAAAAGAGUGUUUAUGCCUAAACCUUUAUUGUGUUAAGUAUUACUUUGACUUUGUUUUCAAGGGUUAGGAUGAACAUACCAUAAUCCUUUGAAAAAAAGUUUUGGGUAAUUAAACAUUACUUACUGCCUAAUUAAUAACUAUUUUUGAGGCAAACGUACUGUGAAGAUCUAAACCAUAGUCCAGGACUUUGUUACAACAACAAGCUGUUUGCUUACAGAUUUUAGCAGCAAUUUUACAAAAAAGUUUUUAUAUCAUCGAAAAUAACAUUCCUGUGUAAAAAAUGCAGACCAAUCCUUGUUGUUUCUGGCCAAUUUUGUUCAUCAGCGUUAAAGAUUUUACAACUGGACCCAGUUGUUCGAAACCGGGGUAAAUUUUAACCCUGGAAUAAAUGUUGAAUAAAUUUACCCAAAAUGGAUAGUUAUCCAUCCUGGGUUAAUAUUUCCAGCAACGCAUUUAUCCAGCCUGGUUAGUUACCCAGCUUGGAUAACUUUAACCGGCGGUUAGCGCUAACCUAGGGGAUAAAAUAACCUAGUGUGCGAACAACUGGGUCCUGGUAGUUUUGUUUCUUGCCUGUUGAUAACCUGCAAUAUGAAAUGUAAGAUCCUUAUUUAAGCAUAAGAAUUAUUAAAACAUUUACACAGGAAUGCAGAACCUCACUAAUAUUCAUUAAAUUGUUCAUUUGAGGCUGUCAUGACAUAUGUACAUAGCAUAACAUGGCCUGGGACUUAUGUUAUAUGACACGGCCUUUUACGUUUAAUAUUUUGACUAUUGUUCCACAGUUUGCAGUUUUCCCAUUCAGUGGAUGUUGUUUAUUUGAAGUCAUAAUAUAGACUUAAAGGAAUCACUAGUUUAAACAUUCCAGUGUUGUAUAUAAUAGUUUUGUAUUUUACGUACAUACAUUGUUGUUAAUGUCACGUUAGAUGAUAUAAAGAGGAUAUAACAUCA